AAUUUUCCGUAACAGAUUCUGCGUUAAACCUGUACUAGGGUUUUUGGAGCGAAAAGCGGUCAGCGACUCAUCUCCGUUAAAGCUUCCACAAGUUUCCGGCGAUAACGUCACCGCAUCCGUCCUGCUGUGUUUUAGUGUAUUAGAGUGAAAAAUUCACAAUGGGAAGAGCUAAAAAAGGGCCUAAAUUUGCCGUUAUGAAGAAGAUGAUUACCUCCAAAGCAAUUAAAAAUUACAAAGAAGAGGUUUUGAAUCCUAAGAAAAAAGAUCUAUCCAAGGACAAGCUCCCUAGAAAUGUACCGCAAGUUUCUUCCGCGCUUUACUUCAAGUACAACACUGCAUUAGGGCCGCCGUACAGGGUUUUGAUUGAUACUAACUUUAUCAACUUCUCCAUCCAGAAUAAAUUGGAUUUGGAGAAGGCAAUGAUGGAUUGUCUGUACGCAAAAUGUACGCCAUGUAUCACAGAUUGUGUCAUGGCAGAACUUGAGAAGUUAGGUCAGAAAUACCGUGUUGCUCUAAGGAUUGCUAAGGAUCCACGUUUUGAGAGAAUCCCAUGCAUCCAUAAAGGAACUUACGCGGAUGACUGCAUCGUUGACAGGGUAACUCAGCAUAAAUGUUACAUUGUUGCAACAUGCGAUCGAGAUUUGAAGCGUAGGAUACGGAAGGUCCCUGGUGUGCCAAUUAUGUACAUUACACAACACAAAUACUCUAUUGAGCGGUUGCCCGAGGCAACUUUAGGUGGAGCUCCGAGAUUUUGAGGCAUUUUCAAGAAUCAGAGAUUUUGUCACCUCUAUUGUGCUGAAGCUGUUUUGCCUUUAUCAAAAUAUAGUUGAAGAAUUUGGCAACAUCAGUAGUUGCAGUCUCUGCUUGCCAUUUACUGUAUUGUUCAACAAGUUUUGUUAGAGAUUAAGGUGUUUCCAGUGUUUACUGUUUGUUGGGAUGUCGGAAUGCCAUGUAUAAUGUUUUAAAGCAUGCUAUUGCGAAUAUAACUAAAUGCUUAGUCGGACUCAUGCUAA
Messenger RNA from Mercurialis annua (annual mercury), 1013 nucleotides. RefSeq lists its product as uncharacterized. Lineage: Eukaryota; Viridiplantae; Streptophyta; Magnoliopsida; Malpighiales; Euphorbiaceae. The transcript has 10 exons. Gene Ontology annotation, cellular component: small-subunit processome; nucleolus. The record is from RefSeq and is a predicted model, not a curated record. The coding region runs from base 159 to 755 and encodes 198 amino acids.